Closterium sp. Naga37s-1 is the source of this 4128-nucleotide messenger RNA. The record is from the annotation of a GenBank genome assembly. NCBI's taxonomy places the organism in Eukaryota, Viridiplantae, Streptophyta, Zygnematophyceae, Desmidiales, Closteriaceae.
AUGGCUGUUCGACCGGACGUUCUUCUGAAUCAGAUGGCCGGCGUUGAUAGCAGUGACUCGGCCGUGCCUCCACUAAUCAGCGAUUUUCAUCUGCCACACGGCCUUCUGGCUGGACCAACUCAAUCCCCUUACACAGCAGCGUGCAUUUCUCCCGCACUCCUCUGGGGUCCUCUCUCUGUAUCAGCAGAGUCCGAAUGUGCAGCAGCAGUGGAUGCAGCAGCAGCAGCAGUGGCAGCAACAACGAGUGCAGCAGCACUGGAGGCGUUCGCAGACGAGAACGACAACAUCGAGGCGGCGAUCAGCGCGCUACAGGACAAGAUCUGCGAGCUGCAGUCUCGCCUUCUCCUCCCGGGCCUUCUAAACCCGAGCACACACGCCGCUGACACGCCCGCACACGCGCGUGCUGCGUCCACAUGCGCAGAGGCCGUGGUUGAAGGUGCCUUUCCAAGGCACUUGAGUGGUGGUAGCAGCGAUGUGGGCGUUCUGGAGGAAGCAUUGAGCCGGAGUGCCUCCAAGGGUUCCACCCUGGACGACUCGCUUCUGCUGGAUGCCUUGCUCUCUCACGCUCUGCCGGCACAACCGCUGCCGGCACAAUCAGCAACCGAAGGUGCCUUUGCGCGCAGCGGUAGCAGCAGCGGUGUGAGCGCGCUGAGGCUGCCAGUAGCAGCAUUGAGGCAAAGCCCUUCCAAGGGUUCUACCCUGGACCCCUCGCUCCUGCUGGAUACCGUGCUCUCUCACGCUCUGCCGGCACAACAGCUGCCGGCGCAACCGCUGCUGGCACAACCAGUGGUCGACGGUGCCUUGGCGCGCAGCGGUAGUAGCAGUGAUGCGGCGAGCGCGCUGAGGCUGCCAGAGGAAGCAGCAGCAUUGAGGCGGAGUGCAUCAUCCAGAGGCUCCACCCUGCACCACCCCUCGCUCCUGCUGGAUGCCAUGCUUGCAGACGCCGCUUUGCUGCCACAACCGCUAGUACUAACGGCUGAGCCAGCGCCGGCAGAGUCUCUGCCAGCAGAGUCUCUGCCGGCAGAGUCCGUGCCAGAAGAACCAAUGGUUGCUGAGUAUUCGCCGCCUGCACCUGAUGAUCCGCCUGCGUGCCCCAUGGAGCCUCCAAGGACCGGUGCACCACUCAACGACCUGGCAGGUCGACGGUACCCACACGCCCGAGGCGAGCCCCCAGACUGCUCUGGACUCAUGCGUCAGCAGAAGGGACAGCACUCACCAGUCGUUGAAGCCUGCUCGCCCCGCUUCCUGCCUCCUCGUAGGCCGUCCCUUUCUCGCCAGUCCAUGUCCCCCGGGUCUCCUCUGUCCCGCUGCUCUUCCUUGGGAGCGGGCAGCGGAGGCAAGGGCUCCACUUGCUUUGCUCCAGUGCAACGCCAUGAAGACGUGCCGCAGCAGCAGCAGCAGCAGCAGCAGCAGCAGCACGGGCCGAAUCCGCAUGCGCAACAGCGGCAGCAGCAGCAGCUGGCGCUGCUUGAAGCCGGCACGCCGAAGCAGCAGUGGGGGAAGGCUCGUGUUUUCAAACAAACCUCACCCUCAGCAGCACUCUUCCCUCCAGGAGCAAUGCCGGCAGCACUAGCGAUGGUUAGAGGAGGCGAGAGAGCAACAAGAGCAGCAGCAGCAGCAGCCGAUAUGACUCUGCGAGCCGUUCAGCCGAAGCAGCGGCGGCUGCUGGCGAAGCCCACACUUCACAGCACAAGCACAGGUGACUUGCCUGUCGCAUGCUCCCACAGUGAAGCAAACGACUUGGUGGUGUUGGGGCCGGUGGCAGCAGCUGUGAAGGCCCACUCGCUGGACAGCCACCCGCUCAUCCCCUCCUUGACCCUCCCUGGCGCCUGUGUGAGCCCCAGCGCCCUGCCACCGCACCUUGCCGCCUCCGAGAUUGCCGCUCGCAUCCGAAGGACUCGACCUCUGGCACAGAGCACAGGACCGAUGCAGGUAUCCAUGCCUGAUGCUUCUCCAUCCCCAGAUGGCCCUGGAAUGAUACCAGGGGAUACCGCCGCCGGUGCUGUCGCGUUAGCUGCGCCUGUCGCGCUGGGUCUCCGCGCGCUAUUAAAGCCGUCCGGCGGACCGCAAAAGGUCACGAUCCCGGUUAUACCGCCGGCUGCACACCAGCAGCUGCUGACGUGGCAGCAGCAGCAGAGACUGCGGACGUGGCAGACGCGGCGAAACGCGUACGCAAUCGCCCUGCAGAAGCAGGAAGAGCAGCAGCAGCAGCAGCAGCAUGAGAGUGCGGCGGAGAGCUGGGGGGACGGAGUACGGGGUGCGGCGGAGGGAGAGGGAGAAGAGAGAGGGGGAGAGUUGGGCGUAGAGGUAAGGGAUGGAGGGACAGGAGGAGCGGUAACAGGGGGAGCAGAUAGGGCAGCGGGGGCAGAGGCGGCAGAGGAAGCAGGGGGGGCAGAGGUAGCAGAGGGGGACAACACAGGAGAGGGGAGCGAGGCGGCGGUGGAUGCGGCAGUGGCGGCGGUGAACCAGGCGGGUCAACGGCUACUUCUCAUGAUGCGAUCCGUCGACAAGCACCUCUCCUUCUGGCGCCGCCUCGCCCUCGCGUCGCCCUCGCAGCAGCUCUGGAUCGUGCUCUUCCGACGCGGCCCGCUCGCAUUCCUCCACACCUCCCUCUCGCUCUCUCUCUCACUCGCUCUCUCCGCCGCCAACCGAUACCUCCUCCCCUUCCUCCCCUCUCCCACCCUUCCCGCUUCCUCCUCCUCCUCCUUUUCUCCUCCCGCCUCUCCUUCCUCGAACCUCGUCCCGCCUAGCUCUCCCCAGUCCUCCCACUCACUUUCUGCAAAUCGCAUUCUGACACGUGUCAAGCAGCCGCUCUCCCCACUUAUAACCCGCCUCGCCUCUCUCUUAGCGCCUCUCUAUCGCUUCCUCUCUGCCCUCUGGAUCUCCCUACAAACCGUCCCCCUCCUCCCCCUCUCCACCCUCCCUCACCCCCCUAAACCCCUGCAAAAUCUUAUCUCAGAUCUGAGCACAUUCGGUUCCAAAACCUUAAACCUCAACUUGAAAACCCUCAACCUCAAACCCUUUUUCUUUGUCCAUCUACACCGCCUGAGUUCGUUUUUGCCGAGCCUUACGUCAGCAGAGGGCGUGCUGCUAGGCCUGGCAGCGCCGAGCCUGCAGGGCUUGGUUCGGGAGAUGGUGGCAGAGAAAGUGGCGGUUCUGGGGGAGGUGCAACUGGCUCUGAGCGCCGCUGCUGGGCAGGUCUACCUAUCGUCAGCUGUCAUCCCUGCCCCAUCCUCCCUCGCCCUCUCCACCCUCACGCUCACCACCACCAUCAGCAGCAGCAGCAGCAGCUUGAGCACAUCUCCUCCCGACCCCCUCGCUCUGCUCUCCACUAUCCUACACGCCUGCCACGUGGCAGUCACACAGGCCUCAGGGAUCGACGGGGAGAAGCCCACCUCAGGAGCAGGGGGGCGGGAGGGGACGGUGGAGAGUGGUGGUGCUUGUAACGAAGCAGUCAGUAACGAGGCAGGAGGGGAGUUGGGCGGUGCUGGGUUAGUAGCAGCAGAUGGCAGCGGGCUAAGUGUUUCAACACAAGGAGCAGUGCCUGCUGCUGCAGUGGUUUCACCAGCCGUUGUGUGUGGGCAGGCAAAGCAGCUGAACGAGGAUGUGAAGGGUCUUGAGAAACUGGUCUCUGCUGUGGUGGCGCGCUGUCAGAGGCCGAGGCACGCGGCGCGGCACUGGCUGGAGUACCUGGCAGGGGGGCUGUGUGGCGUGGCGGUGGGCAGCUGGGUGGUGAGGCACAGCCGACUGAACGGCAGUGAUGACCUCAACAGGUGGGCUGCAGAUGGGUGGAGAGCGGUGACAGGGUUCGUCACAGACCACAUCUGGCAGCCGCUGUCAGCGAUCAGUGCAGAGCUCUUUCACACGUUCGGUGACCAGCAGAGGGGCAACGUGUCCAUGCAUGACGUGCAGGCCUCCACCGACUCUCUGAGGAGAAUGCUGCUGACCUUUAAGGACAUGGCCAACCCCCUCACCCACCUCCUUACGGGGCGACUAGCCGAGGCGCUGCUGAUUCAGCGCCAUGUUGGAGUUGGAGCAGAUUCUGAGGGCGAAUCAAAUCAACUUCGCACUGCUCACUGCCCUGCCCGCCCUGCUGCUGCUCUCCGGCCUCUUCUCCCUCUCCCGUGA